Messenger RNA from Penicillium diatomitis, 1281 nucleotides. RefSeq names its product epoxide hydrolase family protein. Gene Ontology annotation, biological process: epoxide metabolic process. Gene Ontology annotation, molecular function: epoxide hydrolase activity. NCBI's taxonomy places the organism in Eukaryota, Fungi, Ascomycota, Eurotiomycetes, Eurotiales, Aspergillaceae. The transcript has 3 exons. The record is from RefSeq and is a predicted model, not a curated record. The coding region runs from base 1 to 1281 and encodes 426 amino acids.
AUGUCGUCCCACGUAGAGCCUUACACUAUCUCCGUACCGGAGGCGGAUCUCGACGACCUCAAACAGCGCCUUCAGUUGGCAAAAUUCCCGUCUCAGCUGGAGUGUGCAUCACCAGAACAGGACUCAUGGGAGUUCGGCGUACCGAGCAGCGAAAUACAGCGGAUCGUCAAGUACUGGAAAGACGGCUAUGACUGGCGAAAGGCCGAAGCCCAUCUCAAUGAACUGCCACAAUACCACACGGACAUAGAAGUCGACGGCUUUGGCGCUUUGGACAUUCACUUUAUCCACCAGACCAGCUCAAAGGAGGGCGCCAUUCCUCUGCUUUUCAGCCAUGGAUGGCCGGGAUCGUUCAUCGAAGUGACGAAACUUCUGCCUCACUUUGGUGGCUCGGGAGACUAUCCCGCAUUCACCAUCGUCGCCCCGUCAUUGCCGAAUUUUGGAUUUUCUUCCGGUGUAACUCGGCGUGGUUUCGGUCUGAAACAGUACGCCGAAACAUGCCACAAGCUCAUGUUGAAGCUCGGAUACAGUCGAUAUGGUGAGAUUUCGCUUUCAUCUCUGCAAUUUGACGGACGGCGUUGUUCACCACCGUCUUCUACAGUGACCCAAGGUGGAGAUUGGGGCUACGCGAUUACCCGGGCCAUGGGCCUUCUCUACCCCGAAAGCUGCAAGGCUUCUCACAUCAACAUGGUGGUGACAGAACCUCCGAGCUGGUACAACAGCCCCGGCUUGGCUUUGAAGCACGCCCUGACACCUUAUACCAAAAGAGAACAGGCAGGAUUAGAGCGAUCCCAAUGGUUCCGUCGAGAAGGGUACGGAUACAACUUUCUGCAAAGUACAAAGCCGCAGACGAUCGGAACAGCACUGGCAGACAGUCCGGUCGCGCUACUUACGUGGAUUCUGGAGAAGCUCCACGACUGGACAGACUCUUAUCCCUGGACAGAUGAUGAGAUUCUUACUUGGAUCUCAAUCUAUUGGUUCUCCAAAGCCGGACCCGAGGCCAGUGUCCGAAUCUACUAUGAAGCAGCACACCCUGAACCUGUCCAUGGAGUUCCGUAUGAGCAGUUCAAGACAUACAUCCCUGGUGUCAAGCUGGGGGUCGGCCAUUUCCCCCGAGAAAUCUCGAUAGUGCCGUCGACGUGGGCUUCGGCCUUGGGUCCUGUGGUGCAACAGACCGAGCACGACAAGGGAGGCCAUUUUGCAGCCUGGGAAGUUCCCGAAGCGAUCGUUGAGGAUUUGCGGGCAAUGUUUGGGAAAAACGGUCCCUGCUACGGACUUCUUUAA